GAAAUUGAACAAUUAGAAGGCCACUACAAAAAAAAAUCACAAGCAAGUGAGACCAAAGCAAGCGCAAGGCAAAACCAAAACAAGAGCAAAGCGAAACUAAAGCAAAAGCAAAGCAAGACCAGAGCAAGAGUAAGUAAUGACGAAAUACUGCCUAGUAACGAUGAAACACUGCCUAGUAACGACAAAACACUGCCUAGUAACGACGAAACACUGCCUAGUAAUGACGAAAUACUGCCUAGUAACAACGAAACACUACCUAGUAAUAAUAAAAUCAUGCUGUCUAGUAAUGAUACAGUGCUUUCUAAUAAUAAUCUACAUUCUUUCUCUCAACAAACCAUAGCUUCACCUUUUGUUAGACAAGUCUUUAAAAUAUGGGAAGAUUUUGAUAAAUAUCUCCAGGAAUACGCCUGCAAAUCAAAACGUACUGGGUGCCUUUGGCAUGUUAAUGCAACCUUUCCAAAAAAGGCUACAACGAUUAGUAUAACAUCUCUGAACAUUAAUCAUAAUCACCUACUUGACCCUGAGACUAAUUUGUAUGCAGUCAAAAAUCGAAUAUUGCCCAAAGCUGUUGAACGAAAAGUUUGCUUUUACAUGGCUGAAGGAAACCUUAAUGCAAUGAUUCAACGUAGACUUCUUUCUGCUAAGUUUCCUGAUGUCACAAUAUAUCUACGUGAUCUACAAAACUUAAUUCAAAAAUAUAAAAUAGCAAACCGGGAAGAAAAUGAUGCUUCAAAACUUCUAAAACAGUUACUUAACAAAAAAACAGAGGAACUGGGGUGGGAAGCGGCAAUUUACCUUAAUUCUGAGCUCUAUUCUAAUAAAGAAAGAUGGGCCAAAGCAUACACAAAUAAAUUUUUUACAGCUGGCAUUUCAUCUACGUCACGCGUUGAAAGUAAAAAUGCUACAAUAAAAAAAGUUCUUCAAGGCCAUCCUAGCCUUUGUGAACUUGCCACUAUUUUGGACUUGCGGGGUGCUUCUGCUGAAUGUUUUCCUGAAGUUGACUGCAUUCUCAAGGAACAUCUUACUGAAGAAAUGCUUUCUCGACAAAGGCAUGAAAUUACACAAUCACUUUACUAUUAUACGGUAAUAGAAGACGAAGAAUUACCUAAUAAAAAGCACACUGAGGAAAGCUAUGAUACACAACAAAUUCACUUGACCUCUCUUCUGGAGGAUCUCCCUCCAAAUGACAUUGUCAAAGUAUACAAAAUUCAACAAUAUCAUUGUGUUCACGUUAAUUAUGUUAUUAUUCUUGUCGACUAUUCCCAUUUAUGCACAUGCAUGCUACUUGUUAAUUCUGGCUUGGUUUGUCGGCAUUUUUGGCAUAUAUUUGCCAUCGAUAGUAAAGUUUUUUUUCAUAUAACCCUUAUUCCUAGACGUUGGUAUAGUAAUGAAAAAAUGCAAGACUUAAAUUUAGAUGAACAACUCUACAUCAUAAAUACUGGCUUAGCACCUUCUAAUGAAGGUAGCUUACCUUGUCCUGCACUUUUUCCAAUGCACCUAAUUGCUAGAAUUCAUGAACAAAGAUUGACUCAGAUUAACAAUAAUAAUAAAGAAAAUCUUGAUCCUGAACAAGUUAAAAAUCCAAUUGAAAGACAACAUAAAGGACGACCUUCAGUUAAAUGGUUUAAGAGUAGUAUUGAACAAGUCAGAAGCAAAAAACCUCAAAAUAAAUGUGGGAAAUGUGGAGUUAUUGGGCUAUUUGGCUUGACCUUGUCUGUUGUGGUAUUACCUGUGGAUAAUAGAAAAGAGAAGGAUCAAAAAGGAUACAGGAAAAGGAAAAAGGAUACAGAUUCGAGCAGUGAAGUCCGAGAUAUUCGAUUACUUAGAUUUGUGGAUAUGAAGGGUGAUGGUACUAAGGGAUACAAGAAAGUUAAUCAAAGCAAUAGUGAGAACUUGAAACCUACUAAAUGUAGUAGUCCUGAAAAUUAUCACCGAAAGGGUAUAGUUGUUAUAUUUAAAGAGGAUGAGGAAGUUCGUGCAAUUGGUGAAAAGUCAUCAGUGAAGAUGGAUUUGAUGGUGAAGCAAAGCGGGAAGAUCAAUAUGAGGGAGCAAGGAUACAAGUCGGGAAAGAUGAUAACAUGGUUGAUUAAAGUAGUGACCAAGACGUGA
Scutellospora calospora is the source of this 2109-nucleotide messenger RNA. Lineage: Eukaryota; Fungi; Glomeromycota; Glomeromycetes; Diversisporales; Gigasporaceae. The record is from the annotation of a GenBank genome assembly.